Molecule: messenger RNA, 759 nt
Organism: Plasmodium malariae
Lineage: Eukaryota; Apicomplexa; Aconoidasida; Haemosporida; Plasmodiidae
Product: mitochondrial acidic protein MAM33, putative
Exons: 1
Coding region: 1-759 (252 amino acids)
Cellular component (GO): mitochondrial matrix
Source: RefSeq, a predicted model, not a curated record
AUGAAUUUCCUACGUAAAAACACUGCAAAUUUUUGUAAAAGCAAGGCUUUAAGUAGGCACCUGAACAAUACAGGUAAUAAGUUUACAAAUUUAAGUAAAAGAAAAUUUUCCCAUGUAACCUCUUGUGGAAAUUAUGGUCAAAAGUUACAAACAAAUUUCAGCAAAUUUAAUGGAAGAAGAUUUGCUUCAAGUGAAGCUCAAAAAUUGUCAGAAGUUGUGAAAGCAGAGGUGCAGCAUGAAAAAUCGAACUAUGAAGCACCAGAAAAUAUUAAGAAGUUUUUACAAACAUCAGGAUGGAAAUUUGAAGAACAGGAAGGAGAUGUUAACAUGGUGCUGACCAAAACUGUGGAUGGAAUGAAAAUUAUCAUUGACUUUCAACUUGUGUCUCCAUUUCAAGCAGAAGGAGAAAAUGAAGCUCAAGCAGAAAUGACUGAUUUCUCAGUAACAGUUGAAAAACCAAAUAAGCAAGGGGGUAUUACUUUUUAUUGUACUACCUUGCAGAAUGAUGAGAAAUUUAGAUAUAUGAUAGGAAACGUCAAAUACUAUAAAAAUGAAGAAGGAAAAAACUCUGUAUCAGCUUAUAAUGGACCAGAAUUUGAAGAUCUAGAUGACUCUUUACAAACUUCACUUGAUGAAUGGUUAGCUAAUUUAGGUGUAGAUUCAGAAUUGUGUGAUUUUAUUGAUUCAUGUAGCAUUGAUAAAGAACAAAGAGAGUACAUGUUAUGGUUGCAGAACAUUUCUAAUUUUAUUGAGUCCUAG